CUACACUAUUCAUCUUAAACCCCUCUUUCCAUCAAUCUCCCCAGAUAGAUAGACACAAACGCUGCACUUGACAUCACAAUGGACCAAACAAAGAAAGACCAGGCUUUGAUGGACGCUACCAAGUCCGACGCCGUGUCUGAGAUCUCCUCCCGUCUGCCGGACAUUAGCAAGUUUUUGGAUUUUAGUGCCUUGGAUAAGGGGAUUCAGGCUCGGGAUGAUGCUUCGGGGGAGGAGACGGAGGUUGAGGAUGAUGAGCUUGAAGAUACACGUGAAGAUAAGACUAAAGCUGAGCACAAAGCUACGCCCAAAGCUGAAGCUGAGCACAGCGCCACUGACCCGGACGCAGUACCAAACCCCCAAAUCACUCCUUCAUCCCCAUCCAACAUCCUAACCAGCCUCCCCCGGGGCUACACCAUCCACGAAUACACCACCCUGCCCGCCCUCCAAUCCGCCGCCCAAACCCUCAAAGCAACCCUUCACCCAAACCACCCCCAACCCAACAACACCACCACCAACAACAACAACAAUAACCAAUGGCUCCUAAUCCCCAACCUCGUCCCCUCCCUCCUCACCACCCUAACCAGCACCACCCCCCUCCCAACAACCCCCUACUCGUUAUCCAUGAAUACAUCACCGAGAACACCAUCAAGGUGA
Molecule: messenger RNA, 654 nt
Organism: Aspergillus ibericus CBS 121593
Lineage: Eukaryota; Fungi; Ascomycota; Eurotiomycetes; Eurotiales; Aspergillaceae
Exons: 2
Coding region: 79-654 (191 amino acids)
Source: RefSeq, a predicted model, not a curated record